AUGCAGCUCCUCGCCACCGCCCUCUCGUUCGCUGCAGGCGCCGCAGCCUACAUCAACGGAAUGAGCGCACCCGCGACGGUGCAGCGCGGCCAGGCCUUCACCGCCGAGCUCAAUUCGUCCAUUUACAUUCAGAAUUACAACGACUUUGGAGUGGUGUGGGGCCUUUCGUCGCCCAACGUGGACGCGGGCGCUUGUCCCGGCUGCGUCGGCCGCUUCAUCGGGUACACGAACCUGUUUGGAAACGCGGCCGACGUGAAGGUGCCGCCGUCGGGUACCGUCGGGGUGCAGAUCACUGUGCCGGCCGACCAGUCGCCGGGCCAGUACAAGCUCGUCGCAGGCGCUAGCUACCUCGCUUCGGGAGUGACGGGGUUCAACUAUUUUAAUGCUACGAUCCAGGUCACCGAGUAA
Messenger RNA from Pyricularia pennisetigena, 408 nucleotides. RefSeq lists its product as uncharacterized. The transcript has 2 exons. Lineage: Eukaryota; Fungi; Ascomycota; Sordariomycetes; Magnaporthales; Pyriculariaceae. The coding region runs from base 1 to 408 and encodes 135 amino acids. The record is from RefSeq and is a predicted model, not a curated record.